Messenger RNA from Sitophilus oryzae (rice weevil), 872 nucleotides. RefSeq lists its product as uncharacterized. The transcript is spliced from 3 exons. Lineage: Eukaryota; Metazoa; Arthropoda; Insecta; Coleoptera; Curculionidae. Bases 61 to 693 code for a protein of 210 amino acids. The record is from RefSeq and is a predicted model, not a curated record.
AUACCAGAAACACUUUCAGCUUUAAGCUUGAGGAUUUCUAUCAAGGAUCCAAAAUCUAAAAUGUCUGUAAAGACUGAUGAAGAGGGUUCUUGCAUUUUUUGCGGCAAAUAUGAUUCCACUCUGGAGAUACACAUUCAAACCCAGAGUCAUAACAGAACUGCUAAGAGACUGUUUUGCCACUUUUGUAAUCUUCAGUUCUUCUCCGAUUCUGAGCGCAGGCAACACAGGGAGUUAGAAGAUCACGAUAAAAAAUCUAUGCAAAGGUGCAAUCAUCCUCUAUUUAAUCCCAGACCUGAGAACCCCCAAGAAGAACUAGAUCAAGCACUAAAGAAUUUAGUUUACUAUCUUUACUAUUCCAAUGCAUAUCCUUACUAUAUUAAUUUGGAAUAUAUAGAAUAUUAUAGUGAAAAAAUCAAAUCCAAUAAAGACUUCCAGUUUUCAAUGAAAGACGUAUACAUUGCGAGUCCCUUAGAGUCGAUUCUCAGACAAGACCAAAUGAUCUUGUUAAACCGCGAUGAGGAAGCCAAUUCCACUAGGAUUCAAGUUUUGAAGAAACUGGAAGGUUUAUUAAAUGCAAUUAUUGUAAUUUCGGAGAACAUUGUUAAGGAUAAUUUGCACCUCUUAACCAAAUUUGUACAGAAUUGGAUUAUAGACUUUUACGACAAAUUUGGCAGACGUAAUAACCUUGAUUAAUACUAUUCAAAAACUAUUAACAUAAUUAUUCAAUAUUUUUGUUUCGCUCGUUUGCUCAUAUUUUUUUCUAAUUUUAUUUUUGACUUAUUAUUUGUUUAGUUAAACCGUAAGUUUGUAAUGCUUCAUUUCAUUAUUUUAGUUUGAUAUUCUGAUUUUCGACUUGAUCUAUUAUACUGGUU